Messenger RNA from Thermochaetoides thermophila DSM 1495, 693 nucleotides. RefSeq lists its product as uncharacterized. The record is from RefSeq and is a predicted model, not a curated record. The coding region runs from base 1 to 693 and encodes 230 amino acids. NCBI's taxonomy places the organism in Eukaryota, Fungi, Ascomycota, Sordariomycetes, Sordariales, Chaetomiaceae. The transcript has 5 exons.
AUGUUCUGCUCUACGCUCCUCUCUCUUUUCUUUCUCCAGCUCUGGCUGGCCCAGCUCGCCUUUGCUGCCCCGGCCGCCCCGAUUUCUGCCGAGUCCAUCGACAACAGCUGGCAGUAUGGAACAGGCGGCGGCAUAUUGGGCUUUGUCGUCCUCAUCCUUGACAUUAUCGUCUUUGUCGAGGUCUUAAAGUCCAGUCGGCCGCCCAUCCACAAGCUGCUCUGGUGCUUGGUUGUCUUUUUCUUCCCUGUCAUCGGCCUGAUCAUCUACUACUUCUUCUCGAACCGGUCUGCGUAUCAGCGCGGGGCUGGAACAUAUACAAGAAGAGAUCAACUCCUGAAACCGGAUGUCGGCUUCCAGUUCGCAGACAACCUCCUCGUGAAUCCCACCGGCAGCCUUCAGCAUAAUGAGUAUUUCCUGAGGCAGCGCGCGGGAGCUGCUCGUACCAAUGGUCUCGGUACCAGCCAUGAGAUAGAGAUACCACUUGCUGCCGCAGAGCGUCAACCGCACGGGGAGCAUCACCAUGAUGGUGAGCCCGAGCCAGAGGGGGAUAACGACGAAGAUGAAACCCAGCAUCAGGAGGGCGCUGAGCGCCAUCCAGAAUAUAAACUCGUGUUUCUUUUCUGGGGGGACGUCAAGACCGUCCCCCCAGAAAAGAGCAGGAUACCAAGGGGAAGGCCCCCCAUGAGGGUGUAG